Bubalus bubalis (water buffalo) is the source of this 826-nucleotide messenger RNA. It is a transcript of the gene SKA2, whose product is annotated as spindle and kinetochore associated complex subunit 2. Lineage: Eukaryota; Metazoa; Chordata; Mammalia; Artiodactyla; Bovidae. Gene Ontology annotation, biological process: cell division; mitotic cell cycle; chromosome segregation. The transcript is spliced from 5 exons. Gene Ontology annotation, molecular function: microtubule binding. The record is from RefSeq and is a predicted model, not a curated record. Bases 123 to 521 code for a protein of 132 amino acids. Gene Ontology annotation, cellular component: spindle microtubule; outer kinetochore.
GUGAAGCGGAGGGACCAAUGAGAACGAGACGUUGAAUGACAGCUGUCCAAUAGGGACCCUCAGUGCUGGUACGGUUUGCGGCUUAAGCGCCGCCGCGGUCUGAGGAAUGUCAACUAUUCAACAUGGAGGCGGAGGUCGAUAAGCUGGAACUGAUGUUCCAGAAAGCUGACUCUGAUCUGGACUACAUUCAGUACAGGCUGGAAUAUGAAAUCAAGACUAAUUAUCCUGAUUCAGCAGGCAAGAAAAAUCCAGUUACACUUUUAAAGGAAUUGUCAGCAAUAAAGUCUCGAUAUCAAACUUUGCAUGUUCGCUUUAAACCAAUUGCUGUGGAGCAGAAAGAGACUAAGAGCCGCAUUUGUGCUACUUUCAAUAAGACUAUGACCUUGAUACAAGAACUGCAAAAGGAAACAGACCUGGAGAGAUCACAAAGAAAAACAUGGAAUCAUGGAGAACAAAGUCUUGCCAGAAUAAUAUCAUUUCCUGUUUUUCAGAUAGAAGAGGGAAAUUUUGUCACUAUUUGAGUUGCAUUGUUACCACUGACUGAAGAAGAGAAAACUGCAGCAGAGCAAUUAAGAGCUUACAUGUCAGACUUAUGAGGAAGAAAUGGACUUGCCAAAAGGAACUCUAAUGGGGAAGAAAUCAAUCCCAGAAAUUUAGGAAGAUGUCUUGUUAACGUUGAUGACUAUUGGUCGGGAGAUGACAAAGGAGAUUUGGCUUGGGUGACUGGAUAGUGAGGCCUUCCACAGAAGAGGGGGAUGCAAGAGAAGGGCAGAUAUUGUAUUAAUAAAGUUCAGCCAAAGGGGCAGAUUGUAAAUAAAGAGAUUUU